This is a messenger RNA of Ceratitis capitata (Mediterranean fruit fly), 934 nucleotides long. RefSeq names its product mitochondrial fission process protein 1. NCBI's taxonomy places the organism in Eukaryota, Metazoa, Arthropoda, Insecta, Diptera, Tephritidae. Gene Ontology annotation, cellular component: mitochondrion. The record is from RefSeq and is a predicted model, not a curated record. Gene Ontology annotation, biological process: mitochondrial fission. Bases 240 to 683 code for a protein of 147 amino acids. The transcript has 4 exons.
AAAAUAAUUAAAAAAAAGAGUUGAAAAACAUUGCUGGGCAAAGCUUUGCAAACAAUUGAAUUUGAUGAUAAAUUAAAAGCAAAAGUGUUGUGUGGAUGUAACAAAGAUAUGGGUACGAACAAAUAACAUGUGAAAAGAAUGCGACUUUGAAAAGUUGAUGCAUCGGUGACAAGUGAAUCUAAUUGCCAUUAGCAGACUCAACUGUAAAAUAAAGUCAUCUAUAGCAUCAAUUUGUAAAAAUGAGUAAAGAAUAUGACUUGUACAGGGACAGCAAGUUAAGAUAUUUGGGCUAUUCCAAUGAAGUGGGUGAAGCUUUCCGUCCGCUUAUACAUCGCAAUGUGGUGCGCGCGUCCUAUUUAAUGGCUACUGCAUAUGUGUGUGCUGACGCUAUUGACAAAUCGGUUAGAGAGCAUCAACGUGGCAGCAGUGCUAAGCAGAUAGCUAUUGUUACUGGCGAUGUAUUCACUUGGCAAAUGGUUGCCUCCGUAAUUAUUCCAGGAGUCACAAUCAAUAGAAUAACUUGGCUAACUGGAUAUUUAUUACGCAAAGCAGAUGUUAAAAAAGCUCUUAGAAAAAUUAUGCCCACCGCAAUCGGCCUGUGUUCAAUUCCACUCAUAAUUGGUCCCAUAGAUAAAUUCACUGAUCAUCUUAUGGAUGAUACUUACCGGAAAUGGCUAUGCUAAGUACGAAGUUGAUGCUGCAAUAGUUAAGAUAUAAAGUUCAAUAUGUUUACGUAUGCAUGAGUAUAUAUAUGUUCACAUUAAUAUAUUUCUAGUAAAUUGCUUAUAGUUUGUGAACUGUAGCUUUGUAGUAAACUUUUUUUCGAUUAUUUCCAUAUACUUACGUAUUUCAUUCUGUUAAAAAAAUAUAUCAGGAACACAAAAAUAUGACGAUAUGAAAAUACUUUUGUAUAAAUAUAUAUAGAGUAUCAAUA